GAUGAGGCUGCUCCCGUUGUUCCCCCCGUUGCUGAGCCAGCGGCUAUUCCAGAGGACAUGGACUUAUUGACUGCAUUGGAGUUGACUCUUAGGAAAGCUCGUGCUCAUGGUGGUGUGGUUCGUGGUAUCCAUGAAAGCGCUAAGCUUAUUGAGAAGCGUGUGGCUCAGCUCUGUGUCUUGGCUGAAGACUGCAACCAGCCUGAUUACGUCAAGCUUGUUAAAGCUCUCUGUGCUGAUCACAACAUCAACUUGCUUACAGUCCCAAGUGCCAAGACCCUCGGCGAAUGGGCUGGUCUUUGCAAGAUUGAUUCAGAGGGUAAUGCCAGGAAGGUUGUUGGAUGCUCAUGCCUUGUAGUCAAGGACUACGGUGAGGAGACAACUGCACUCAAUAUCGUCAAGAAGCACAUUGAAGCUAACUAA
Thlaspi arvense is the source of this 420-nucleotide messenger RNA. The record is from the annotation of a GenBank genome assembly. Lineage: Eukaryota; Viridiplantae; Streptophyta; Magnoliopsida; Brassicales; Brassicaceae.